Stylonychia lemnae is the source of this 1407-nucleotide messenger RNA. The record is from the annotation of a GenBank genome assembly. Lineage: Eukaryota; Ciliophora; Spirotrichea; Sporadotrichida; Oxytrichidae.
AUGGAAGGAUAUAGAACCGUAAAUUUAAAGUAUUAGAACAAGAGAAAAGACACAAUUCAAUUUGGAACUCUCUUCAAAUACAAUGAUAAAAACAUUGAAAAGAUUCAGUAGCGAGAGAACUAAGAUAACUUAUUGUUCUAACCAUCGAAAACUAUUCAGAUGAUUAGACCUUUAUAAGCUACUGAAAUCCCUGGAAUAGUCAAGCGAAUCUUUGACAACAAGUAAAUUCAGUAAAAGUUCACUUAAUUACGCUCUAAACAAAGAGCUUAAUCAUAGAGAAGUCCCAAGAGGAGAGAUAUGAGCAAAAUCAAAAGUGAACCCUCAAAUAUGAAUGUUUUAGAAUACUAGUCUUAGUAGUAAUAGUCUCUGGACGGUAAAAAGAAAUCCAUUAAAGUAGAGCGAGACAUUAUGACACCAUUGACUGACAGGCCUAGAAGAGAUACUUACAUUAACAAUGAUGAAAGAUUAGAUAAAGACUUCUUUAGAUAAUAGGACAUUCACUUCAAGCAGAGCAUUAAAGAAGAUCAUCACAUGACAUAAGUAUUAAGAGACUAUGACAAGAGUAGACAAAGUGAAAAAGAAAAAUAUUCGAGCAUCCUAAAUCCGAUUUCUUAGUAAAUAAUAAAUGCUCGGAGAAGAUCUUCAAACAUCUUUGAAAUUAUAAAAUAGAAGGAGAAAGAAAAUAAUGAUAAAAAUAAAGCAUUAAAGGAAGGAGGAAACAUAGGUUACGAUGAAGAGAGAGCCUAGAAAAUAAUCUAGUUAUUUGAAGACAAGAGAAAGGAAAAGCUCCUUUCACCUAAUAACUGUAAGUAUAAGACAAAGUAUAAAAAUGAGAUUAGACAUUAUAACCCAAAUAAUAUAAUGGAUAGACUUAUUGUUUAGAAUCAUGGCAGUAAAGAAUAUACCUCUAAAUUACUUAACAAAAUGUCUAAAAACAUCGAAUUUUAUCUUUAGCCCUCUAAGAGACCUUAAACUCAUAAUUUAUCUUUGAGAAAAAAACUGACAACAGAGUCAGAAGAUGAUAAUGCUAGCACUAUCUUCACAGAAAAUAUCCAACGAGAAGACUCAAAUUAGAUUUAACUAUAAUUGAUGUCUAAGAGAACUAGAAGUCUGGAUAAUCCAUCUAGUUCUCAAAGAAACAUUAGGACUCCUUCGUAGUUUUAACAAUCAUCUUAUUAGCUUACAAGAGAAAUGGAAGAGACUUACAAAAUAUAUAAUAGUCUUUAGCAUACAAAUGGCAGCACUAAAGGUAUAUUCACAAAAAAUAUUCCAGAUUCAUAAUUAAGCCCAAUGGUAUUAGAUAUAAUUUCUAAUGCAUUAAACUCAAUUAAACUUAAAAACCUAAGAGGUAAAAAAUAAAGUUGUUCAGCCUUCUACCAAUAUUUCCAGGAUAAGAUCUACAAAUGA